Messenger RNA from Rosa rugosa (rugosa rose), 1286 nucleotides. RefSeq lists its product as uncharacterized. Lineage: Eukaryota; Viridiplantae; Streptophyta; Magnoliopsida; Rosales; Rosaceae. The coding region runs from base 238 to 630 and encodes 130 amino acids. The transcript is spliced from 2 exons. The record is from RefSeq and is a predicted model, not a curated record.
AAGUGGUCAAUCUUAAAGUUUCCUUGUAUGCAUCGUUCAUCUAGAACCCACAUUUCCCAAUUUCCACACUAUAUAUACAAAUUCCACCAACCCUCAUUCCUCACCAGUUUCCCAUUUUCCUUUUAAACUAUGCGUUUGUUUGCCUUCUUUUCCAUUCAGAAAGGAUGUUCCUAGCGUUUGAACGAAAUUGAAGAACUUGGAGGGUUUCAUAUCAUUCUGGGAUAAAGGAAGAGAGAGAUGGAGAACUCCAUUGGUGUCGGAUUCAUGGCGGUUUUCGCUGUUUCUGGAAGCGUUGUUCUUCUUGCCCAUCAAGUAAACAAGCGUCUUCUCUCUCAUUUCAUGAAGGAUAUUGAGUUUGAAUUGGGUGGUUUGCUGUAUAAUCAUCACCAUGAUCACCACAAGAAAUUGGGUGGGUCUGAGAAAACCCAACAAUGCAAGAAGAUGGUUCGAUUUGCAGAUGAUGUGGCGGAACCAUCAUCAAACAACAAAGAGUAUCGCAAGAGGCGGAUGACGAAGCAGACUAAUGAUGGUCAUGGUUACAAAAUUGAGAGCAACAUGCCACUCAACAGGCAAGCUCUUUACAAAGGGAUCAUUGAGUUCAAGACCCUCAAGGGUCAGCAUGUAUAUUAACUUUAUUUUCAAAGCUAUUUCAGAGUCCUGUUAAGAAGAAGAAAAAUAGACUUUAACAACUCUCGGUUUAUACAACAGGUCUCUCAUAUCAUGCGUAUGAGAUACUUGUUGUAUACAACUAUGUAGGAAAUCAAGGUUUUCUUCAAUUUGUGUUGUUGUACAUACGUUGAGUUUUUCAUUUUGUUAAUCCCCUCGGAAAGAUACAAUCGAGGGAUGUAAAAAAAAAUUUAGGAUGGGAAGGUCCUCUACAUCAUCUUUCUCGCAAUGCAUUCAUCGUGCGCUACUCAUAUGAUGGAGAGAUUAUGAGAUGGAGGUGUAUGUAUAUACCCAGGCCUGUUGAAGACUGUCCUAACUUGUAUGAAUGUGAAAGGUCUUUUAGGUAAUGUGGGUAGUUUUUGUGAAUAAAAGGGAACAGUUGAUCAAAUCCUGGGAAUUCUCUAAACGAUGAUUCCUUUGAAGAUUGGACAUUUGCUGCAGGUUUCAGUAUUUGGGUUUGUUUUUUUCUUGUUCUUUUUUUCUUUCUGUCUUCUCUGUAAUGUGUGUACAUAUUAAGAAUUGACCUGCAGAGUCUGAAACUGUUAAAUUUACAACCAAGACUCAUCCUUGGACUGUUUCCUGAUUGGAUUGAAAAACAAUGCAGUCAUUGGACUUCUAUA